AUGAAGGUCUGGGAGCGGGUGAUCGAGGCGAGGGUGAGGGAUAUGACAUCUAUAUCUGUGAACCAGUUCGGUUUCAUGCCGGGUCGCUCCACUACAGAAGCUAUCCACCUUAUCAGGCGGAUGGUGGAGCAGUUCAGGGAUAAGAAGAAGGACCUGCACAUGGUGCUUAUCGACUUGGAGAAGGCGUAUGACAAGGUCCCAAGGGAGGUGCUAUGGAGGUGGUUGGAGGCGAAGAGCGUGCCGGAGGCCUACAUCAGAGUAAUCAAGGACAUGUACGAUGGAGCUAAGACUAGGGUUCGGACGGUGGGUGGCGACUCGGACCAUUUUCCAGUGGUUAUGGGGCUCCAUCAAGGAUCGGCGCUUAGCCCUCUCUUGUUUGCCUUGACGAGGGCCGGCGUUAAUGAGAGGUUAGAGGUAUGGAGACAGACUCUCGAGUCUAAGGGUUUCAAAAUAAGCAGAUCUAAGACUGAAUACCUGGAGUGCAAGUUUAGCGCCGAGCCGAGCGACGUAGGCAGAGACGUGAUGAUUGGAUCUCAGGUCAUCACCAAGAGGGACAAUGUCAGAUAUCUUGGGUCGGUGAUGCAGGGGGACGGAGAGAUUGACGGGGACGUCACUCAUCGUAUAGGAGCAGGGUGGUCAAAGUGGAGGCUUGCAUCAGGAGUCCUGCGUGACAAGAAAGUUCCACUGAAACUCAAGGGGAAAUUUUAUAGAGCUGUGGUUAGACCUGCAAUGUUGUAUGGGGCGGAAUGCUGGGCAGUGAAGAACUCUCAUGUUCAGAGAAUGAAUGUGGGGGUGGCCCCGGUGGAUGAGAAGAUGCGAGAAGCGAGGCUGAGGUGGUUCGGGCAUGUGCAGAGGAGAAGUCCUGAUGCCCCGGUGAGGAGUUGUGAGCGGCUGGCGAUUGUCGGCGUUCGGCGAGGCAGAGGGAGGCCUAAGAGGUAUUGGGGUGAGGUGAUUAGGAAUGACAUGGCUAGAAUGCGGGUUUCCGAGGACAUGACCCUUGAUAGGAAAGUCCGGAGGUCUAGUAUCAGGGUUGUAGGAUAG
Messenger RNA from Nicotiana tabacum (common tobacco), 1041 nucleotides. NCBI's taxonomy places the organism in Eukaryota, Viridiplantae, Streptophyta, Magnoliopsida, Solanales, Solanaceae. The record is from RefSeq and is a predicted model, not a curated record.